This is a messenger RNA of Podarcis raffonei (Aeolian wall lizard), 1114 nucleotides long. It is a transcript of the gene UBB, whose product is annotated as ubiquitin B. Gene Ontology annotation, cellular component: nucleus; cytoplasm. The transcript is spliced from 2 exons. Gene Ontology annotation, biological process: modification-dependent protein catabolic process; protein ubiquitination. Lineage: Eukaryota; Metazoa; Chordata; Lepidosauria; Squamata; Lacertidae. Gene Ontology annotation, molecular function: protein tag activity; ubiquitin protein ligase binding. The record is from RefSeq and is a predicted model, not a curated record. Bases 127 to 1044 code for a protein of 305 amino acids.
UGAUCUUAUUGUUCAGCGAAAAACCUAUAUAAAAGGAGGUCGCGGGCAGCUGCGCAGCUAGAACAAAUCGCCUCUCCUCGCCUGGAAUUUGCUGUCUGCUUGGACCGGCUCGAGCUCUGCGAGAAAAUGCAGAUCUUUGUGAAGACCUUGACAGGCAAGACCAUCACCUUGGAGGUGGAGCCAAGUGACACCAUUGAGAACGUCAAGGCCAAGAUUCAGGACAAAGAAGGCAUUCCCCCUGACCAGCAGAGGCUGAUCUUUGCUGGCAAGCAGCUGGAAGACGGCCGCACCCUGUCUGACUACAACAUCCAGAAGGAGUCCACCCUCCACCUUGUGCUGCGCCUGAGGGGAGGCAUGCAGAUCUUUGUGAAGACCUUGACGGGCAAGACCAUCACCUUGGAGGUGGAGCCAAGUGACACCAUUGAGAACGUCAAGGCCAAGAUUCAGGACAAAGAAGGUAUUCCCCCUGACCAGCAGAGGCUGAUCUUUGCUGGCAAGCAGCUGGAAGACGGCCGCACCCUGUCUGACUACAACAUCCAGAAGGAGUCCACCCUCCACCUUGUGCUGCGCCUGAGGGGAGGCAUGCAGAUCUUUGUGAAGACCUUGACGGGCAAGACCAUCACCUUGGAGGUGGAGCCAAGUGACACCAUUGAGAACGUCAAGGCCAAGAUUCAGGACAAAGAAGGUAUUCCCCCUGACCAGCAGAGGCUGAUCUUUGCUGGCAAGCAGCUGGAAGACGGCCGCACCCUGUCUGACUACAACAUCCAGAAGGAGUCCACCCUCCACCUUGUGCUGCGCCUGAGGGGAGGCAUGCAGAUCUUUGUGAAGACCUUGACGGGCAAGACCAUCACCUUGGAGGUGGAGCCAAGUGACACCAUUGAGAACGUCAAGGCCAAGAUUCAGGACAAAGAAGGUAUUCCCCCUGACCAGCAGAGGCUGAUCUUUGCUGGCAAGCAGCUGGAAGACGGCCGCACCCUGUCUGACUACAACAUCCAGAAGGAGUCCACCUUGCACCUGGUUCUACGUUUAAGGGGUGGCAUUUAAACUUGCUACUUACAACCACCCAAGUAAACCUCACUGCACUUUGUUUCAUUAAAGCUGUUGCAUUCCCAAA